AUGAAUUUUUACGAUAUAGCCAAUUAUGACUUUUUGGCUGUGGUAACUAGUGGAAACCCUCUCACUCAUACGGUCACUGUCUUUCGGGGAAGGUCGCUUUCAGCAGAACCGACUGUGGUGUCUGUGGGAUUCAUUUCAGUGAUGAGCCACAAACAGACAUGUUUUCCUGCCUCUACAAUUUUCUAUCUAACUGCAGUAUAUUAGAGUAUUUGCGAACCUGGUGUGGAUUCUAUUAUACUGUUGAGUCUUCUACGGGUGUAGUCAGAGACGACGGACCGCCUGAACUAAACUAGCCGCUGAAGUCUCAUCUUGGCGGGGUUCGCAUUUUGUGUAGCACCGAGGACCCUGGUUCUGAGAACCCCCAAAAUACUAAGAAAUAUGGAGAAGUUGGAAAAUGGAAACAGAUCAGAGGAAGAGUGUGAAUCUCACGAGGUGGAAGAGGUGGACCCGAGGAUCCAGGGGGAGUUGGAGAAGUUGAACCAGUCUACAGAUAACAUCAACCGCUGGGAGACUGAGCUGGAGGACUGUCGCCAGAGGUUCCGUGCGGUGCUGGUAGAAGCCACAGUGAAGCUGGAUGAGCAGGUGAAGAGGAUCGGCAGAGCUGUAGAGGACUCCAAACCUUACUGGGAGGCCAGGAGAGUGGCCAGACAGGCCCAGCUGGAGGCCCAGAGGGCGACGGGAGAGUUCCAGAAGGCGGUGGAGAUCCUGCGGGCGGCUAAAGAGACCAUCGCCCUGGCAGAGGAGAGACUCCUGGAGGAGGACAGCAGACAGUUUGAUUCAGCCUGGCAGGAGAUGCUCAAUCACGCCACCAACAGGGUAAUGGAGGCGGAGAUGGCGAGGACUCGUAGCGAAUUAGAGCACAGAAAGACGGCGAACCACUACAACGCCUGCAUCAGUCAUAUGAGACAGCUGGAGAAGAAACUAAAACGCACCAUCAACAAGUCCAGGCCAUAUUUUGAACUGAAGGCAAAAUACUACUUACAACUUGAGCAAUUAAGACAACACGUAGACGAGUUUCAGGCGAAGCUGACCGUUGCCAAGGCAGACUACCGCACAGUGCUGCGUAACCUAGAGACCAUCUCUGAGGAGAUCCACGCCCGGCGACACUCCAUCACCAUGGGAACCAGAGGGAGGGGUGUGGGGGCUGAGGGGGUGGGGGGGAAUGAGGACAUCACCAACUUCAAGAUGGAGUCAGACGGACUGUCCAUGGCAUCUGUGACGUUUGAUGAAGGCGGUAACAAUGGUGGAUCAGAGGAAGACACAGAAACUUACACCACUUCCACUUCCGCUCCCCUCGACAUGCCCUCUUCCUCCCAUCAUCCCUCCUCUUCCUCCCCCUCCUCUUCUCUCCCUCCCUACCCCUCCACCCCUCUGGACCUGCCCUGCCCCUACCCCUCCUCCUCAUUCUCCACCCCCUCUGCCUACCUCUCCCCCCCCCCCUCCCUCAUGUCCUCGUCCUGUCCCAGUGCCAUGGAGGGACCCAGUCCUGGCGGCUGGCUAAGCCCAGAGUCGAGGUGUGGUUCCGGGCAUGACUCUCCUCUCCUCGGCCCCCGCUCCCAGUGCAGUGGAGCCUCCUCCCCAGACCCAGACUGCGACCAGGAAAGAGGGGACAGAGCAGAGGGCGCGGAGCAGAAGUUGGAGGCAGGUCUGAGUAAGCUGACCCUGACAAUAAUACACCCACUGCAUCCUGGGAACGAUGACCCCAAGGAUGACCCCAAGACGACUUCCAGCUUCGCCCCCACAACCCAUAUCCCCACCCCCACCAUCCUCCUGACCAACAGUGCCUAAUGGACAGACGGCUUCACCUCUCACCUCUUACCCUUGACUCAUGACCUUUAACCCUGAACUCUAACUCUGAGCCUUUCUAUGAACUUCAGUCUGGACUUUAGUAACAUUACAAUGUGGUUUUGUUCACUCCAGGGACAAAUCUGAAAUCAUACCCUAUUCAAUACAUAGGAAAUAAGGAAUGGUGGCAAUAGCGUGCCAUUUUGGAUCUUGCCCAGAAAUGAUCUGAAAUAACCUGAAAGUGGAAAUAAACUUUGGGAUUGUGAGGGAUCAUAGCCAGGCGAGUCUAUUGUCUACACCUUAAAAUACUCAGAACGAAGGAACGGUGUGAAAGAGACAUCACUUUGGCUGCAUCCCAAUUCUCCACAAAGGGUGCACUUGCACACUCCCUCUCAUGGAUUUAAAAGCUAUGGAUUGGUGUAAGCUGGGGGAGUUUCCACUAUUGUGACAUGUUGGAAUGACCCUAGAGAGAGAGAUGUAAAUAUCUGUUGAAUCUGGGGAUUCCCCAGAGACAGACUGUGACAUCAUGGCACUGAGCCCUGGACUUAUGAGCUCCCCUCAUCCCACAGUGUGUGUGAGGGGCAGAGGUUGCUGUGGUCUCAGCACGUGUGUGUGUUAGAGGAACAGCAUGUUACUGCUGUUUUUCUCCCUCACAGAGACUGACUGGGAUUGUUUGCAUUUACUAUGUGUUGUGUGCGUUUGUGUGUAUCUGUGCGUGAUAGGUAGGGCGACAGUGUGUAGAGUCUGUUUCAGUGCAGUUGUAGUGUUGGUGUAUUGCUCCUGUAUGGUGUAUGGGGAGAGUACAGCCUGACUCUGGUAGAGAGAUAUUCUAUAUUUAUGCUCUCUGUCUCUGCCCUACACUAUGUAUCUGUUAGAAUAAAACACGUCUGAGAUGUUUGAUUUCUUAGACACUGACGCACUGUGGCCUCACAAACAGGAACCUGACACCAGGCAGCCCCCCCCAACACAAAGUCACCAUUGUGUCACUCCCUCAAUGCUAAUGAAUGUAAACAAACACUACCUGACACACACACACACACACAAAAGCUGGCAAGAGUGUUUUCUUCCUGCUGCUCUCUCAGCUGUUGCAGUGUUAUCUCAUGACUUGAGUUAGAGCUCUGAGACUCCCUGCUGACAGAAUGAGUUCAGCACACACACACACACACAGACAGGGUGCUGUGUCUCACACUUUUGAAAAUACGUCAUAAUCACUGAUGUGUGAUUUGACCUGGCAUACACAAUAAACCAUCUCUCUCUCUCUC
Molecule: messenger RNA, 3047 nt
Organism: Coregonus clupeaformis (lake whitefish)
Lineage: Eukaryota; Metazoa; Chordata; Actinopteri; Salmoniformes; Salmonidae
Product: SH3 domain-binding protein 5
Exons: 9
Coding region: 379-1788 (469 amino acids)
Biological process (GO): intracellular signal transduction; negative regulation of protein tyrosine kinase activity
Cellular component (GO): cytoplasm
Molecular function (GO): protein kinase inhibitor activity
Source: RefSeq, a predicted model, not a curated record